Messenger RNA from Chironomus riparius, 1122 nucleotides. The record is from the annotation of a GenBank genome assembly. Lineage: Eukaryota; Metazoa; Arthropoda; Insecta; Diptera; Chironomidae.
AUGGCAUUCAUUAACGACUUUAUUGAGUCAAAGGACAUGAAUUCAAAGCACAUAGCGAGAUUUAAAAAGUUUAAAGACUACAUAUACACGACUCUAGUCUUUCCAGUAGCUUUCGAUGUCGGUGUUAUGUUUUGGAUAUUUUACUUCAUAAAUCCCGAUCUGGUUGUGUCAAAUGAAGUGCAUGAGCUGGUUCCUGAGUGGUUCUGUCACAUGCUGCGUACAAAUAUUGUGAUAUUUGCGAUCCUAGAGAUGUCAUGGACAUACAGGAAGUACGCUUGUUAUCUAUGUGGACUACUUGGUGUCACAAUAUUCACAUUAGCUUACAUUUCAUGGACAUUAGCUGUCUACGUCUACACAAGUGAGUGGGUCUAUCCGAUUCUAGAAAAAUUUAACUGGCCACAACGAAUUGGAUUUUUUGGACUCAAUCUUUUCGUUCCUGUAACUUUUUUCUUCAUCGGCGAUUUACUAAAUAAUCUUUUAUGGAAAUCUAAACAGAAGGAAGACAGCUUAAAAUUACAAAAAGAUAAGGAACAACCGCCAAUCACAGACACUACAGUACGAUCGACAUUUUCAGUCACAAUUUACUUCAUUUUGUCAUCAACAAAUGACUUCCUUCAAAUUAUAAACCAACUUCCAAAAUUGACAACAGCAAUCUCAAAAGCUAUGGACAUUGUGUUCUUUCCGAUGGUAUUUACAAGUGCUUUUUUCGUCACAACAAUGUUCUGGAUGGUUUACUUCAUCGAUCAUACACAAAUUUUAUACAAAGUAGUCGAAGAGCUUUUAGAUCCAACGAUUAAUCACAUGCUGCAUUCACUUGUGGCACUUGUUACAUUUGCUGAUUUAGUUUUGCAGCCACGAAAGCCAAUGAAUUUGAAGUUAUCAGUUAUUAUGACGAAUGUAUUUAUUAUAGUUUAUUAUGUGUGCUUCUUAGUUACUGGAUCGUUGAACGGUCGAUACCAUUAUCCAAUUAUGAAUGGUAAGGAUGUCUUGACGCAUGCUGGAAUCAUCAUUUUUAUGAAUAUUUGGUGGAAUUUGAUGCAUCUUGGUGGAUAUAAAUUUAAUGAAUUGAUUUAUGAAGUUGAUGAGGAUAAUAAGAAAUAUGUCGAACUGAAAAACCUUUGA